AUGCCUAAAAAACAACGAUACCACUCCGGAGUCGGCGGAGGCGGAGGAUACCACGCCUCCGGAGGAGGUAAAGGAGGACGACGACAAAAAGAGGAGGCUCCUUCCACCUUUCGAAACCAAAAGCUCACCCCUGUACAAACGAUCAAGCAGACGAAAACGACGCUGAAGCGAUUAAAAAAAGACGGAACCUUCGAUUCCAUUCGCUCGCGCUUAGUCAACGCGAUACUCCAAAACGAAACCUUGAAAACGUACGCGUCGUUCGCAGUCACCGCGUCGACGCAGAUGAUGCGUUUACGAAACAUGAAUACUACUACGAAUGAGAAAGUAAACGCGCAGACGAAGAUGGCGAUAAAACGAGAAUUGGAGUUGGAUCUGUCCAGGGAAGUCUCCAACGCGUGCUGGAACGAACUCGCGGAGAAGGACGGAGAGAUAGCGAGAGCGGUGCAAAAAGAGAUUUUUAGGGAGAGGAAGAUGCGGUACGAUUUGAAAGAGGAGAAGAUUUUGAAGAGGAAUAAGAUGAAGAAGAUAAAGAAGGUGGGAAGGAGACUCGCGAGGGGAGGACGGUAA
Bathycoccus prasinos is the source of this 567-nucleotide messenger RNA. RefSeq lists its product with no specific name. The transcript has a single exon. The record is from RefSeq and is a predicted model, not a curated record. Lineage: Eukaryota; Viridiplantae; Chlorophyta; Mamiellophyceae; Mamiellales; Bathycoccaceae. Bases 1 to 567 code for a protein of 188 amino acids.